AGCUCGCGCCACACACAGGCGCAUCUAUGCUUUUACUCCGCCAUGGCUGAUUGAUUGAUUGAUGGUCCUCCACCACCACCGUCACCAUGGAAGGGGACGCCGACGCAGAUGAGUCGUCGUCGGCGCUCUAUAGCCCACGGCAAUGGCGUGGCGCCCUCCUCUGCACUCCGUCCAUGCUUUGCGCGCCGCUCGUCUUUUCCUCUUUCUCGGGGCUCGGGCGCGGUGUGGCGGCGGGAGCAGUCGAUCGGAUCGGAAGAGGCGACAACGGAGGGGCCCCGCCGAGAUUUGGCGCCGGGUAGCGGAUUCCUUCGCGGUACAAGCUGCUACCAUAAAAGCGUUAGACGUGGAAAACUCCAUCACACAAAUAUUGUUACUUGCAAAUCGUCAGCGGGUGGCCUCAAAUUGGCAUGUCCUUGUAUUGUCCAUGAGGCUUUGAGUGCUGCUGCUCUUCAAAAUGGGGGUGGCACCUUCUAAGCUUGAAGAUAACAAGGUCCUUGUGUUAUGCCAGGAGAGGAAGCGCCUUGUUAGAGAAGCACUAGAUGGAAGAUGUGCACUUGCAGCUUCUCACUACGCUUAUAUUCUGUCUUUGAGAGAAAUAGGUUCUCUUCUAAGGAAAUGUUUUGAAGAGUCAAUAACAAAUGUGUCACCAUCUCUUUUGUACGUCAAUCAUACGAGUGCAGGGAGGAACUCUGUCAAAACUACUGAGGAAGUGUCAGUUCCUGCUCAAUCUUCAUUUCCAGGUGCUAGAGAGGGCAGUCAGGACAUUGAAAAUGCUGAUGGCGUUAGGCAUCUUCAAGAAGAGGAGGUGAUCCCUGAGCUCGAAGAGGGAGAGAAUACUCCAACAAAUGGGUAUGGUGGUUUCGCAGAGUCAGAAGAUGAUUUCGACAAUCCAUCCACUGAAACUCUGGUGCAGGUGUUCAAGAACCGGAAUGAUGUGCUUGUUGCUAGUACUGACUCACACUCACGACAUGCUUUAGAAAACAUUGCUUCACAAAGUACUGAUUCUCGCAAUCGCAACAGCAAAAAUAAGAUGACAAUGACUGGCAGAUCUUCACUGGAUGUUCUUCCUGUGGAUGGGGAAUUGAAGAAACCUUAUACUGAUGUGGGUAACGUGGUAAGAGAUAUAAAUUCAUGCAUGAAAAAGGUUGAGAUAUUAUUCUUUCGGGCAUGUGAUUCUGGAAAAGAAGUCCCAUUUAUUCUUGAGGAAGAUAAAGUCCAGUUCCGUCUUCUACUACCUGAAGAAAUAGCACAUGGAUCAAAACCAUCAAGUUUUCUGGCAGCAUUGUUUGCUUGCCGCUCUGAGGACACCACUGUUCCUGAAUUUCCUCCUCAAGCUGACAUAAAGUAUCUUACCUGGCAUAGAUCAGUGUCCUCACAACUGUCGCCAUCUAGAAAUUCUCUUGGAAUUAAUGCUGGUAGCCAUAUCUCAACACUUGAUAGAUUGUAUGCAUGGGAGAGCAAGCUUUAUGAUGAAGUCAAGGCCAGCAAUGCCAACUGCAGGAAGUAUGAUGAGAAACGUAAGAAGCUGAGGCACCUGGAAGCAAGAGGGGGAAAUCAAAUUGAUAUCGAUUUUACCCGCGCUGCUGUUAAGGACUUACAUUCCAGAGUUCUAGUGUCUGUUCAGAAAAUAGACUUCAUUUCUAAGAGCAUAGAAGAUAUGAGAGAUGAAGAUCUUCAACCACAGCUGGAUGAACUAGUUGGAUGUUUCACUAGGAUGUGGGCCACAAUGCUUGAGUGCCAUCAAAGCCAUUGUGGGAUAAUCAAGUUUGCAUUCAGAAGCUGCAGCCUGAAAAUAUCAUUUCAGUCGGAAUCCCAAUGCCAAGCUGCGCUUCUGCUCUUGGUGGAGCUGAGAAAAUUAUGUUCCAACUUCCAAAACUGGAUUGCAUCCCACAAGGCGUACCUCUGCAGCUUAAACUUAUGGCUGCACAAGUGCAUGAAGCCCCUGAAGAGGAGGAAGGUCUCCAGGAAGCGAAAUGCUGUUGACGUUUCACUAACAGGUUCUGCCGUUGCACCGAUCUUUACAACCUGCGAGAUGUGGAUAAAACUUCUGGAUGAUUUACCGACCAGGGACCUGGAAGAAGCCAUUGAAGGUCUCAUCGCAGAUACAUGCCGCUCCAUUCCUCGCCAAGGCAAGGUGCCAAAUGAUGGGAAGGGGGGAGAUGUCCAGACAAGUCAUGCCCCCGCUGAUCUGCAGUCCAGUCUGCUGAGAUUCCUGGAGAAGCUUGAAGCCUUUUCUGAAAUUUCAGUGCAAAGGUACGUUGAUCUGCAGAAAAACGUCAGUGCAGCGAAGGAGAGGAUUUGGAGAAAGGAUUCCAAUAGUGCUGCAAACACGAACUACCUCAUAUUGGUUUAGAAUUGGCUAAGUAAAUGUUCCUUGUGAAAAAAAAACUGAAGUCUGCUGCUGGUGUCCUGGUGAUGGAACUAUGUUAGUACCGAUUUGGCGAUUUCAAAUUUCAAUAUAGGAAGUCUGUAGUAUGUAAAUAUAGAGUGUGCAAUAUACGAAGUAUGUAGUAUAUGCUAGUCAAGUUUCUGAAUCAGUUGGGUGGCAAGUAUCGAUGUACACGGGAAAAGCUCCAUCUCCAGUUUCUGCAGUUUGACCUUUUCAUGGCAUUGCUGCUGACACGAUCCCUUUGGUUGUCUGCCUCUACCCUUGUGACUAAUGAGAGUUACCGUUAUGACUUGCUUGGUCUACAGAAGUAAAUUUGAUGUAAUAUCCUUUUAAAAGCUGU
Molecule: messenger RNA, 2729 nt
Organism: Setaria italica (foxtail millet)
Lineage: Eukaryota; Viridiplantae; Streptophyta; Magnoliopsida; Poales; Poaceae
Product: nitrate regulatory gene2 protein
Exons: 6
Coding region: 455-2353 (632 amino acids)
Source: RefSeq, a predicted model, not a curated record